This is a messenger RNA of Exserohilum turcica Et28A, 4401 nucleotides long. RefSeq lists its product as uncharacterized. Lineage: Eukaryota; Fungi; Ascomycota; Dothideomycetes; Pleosporales; Pleosporaceae. The record is from RefSeq and is a predicted model, not a curated record. The transcript is spliced from 9 exons. Gene Ontology annotation, molecular function: ATP hydrolysis activity; ABC-type transporter activity; ATP binding. Gene Ontology annotation, cellular component: membrane. The coding region runs from base 1 to 4401 and encodes 1466 amino acids. Gene Ontology annotation, biological process: transmembrane transport.
AUGUCAGCCGGACUGGGUUACCCAUAUACCAGAACGACGACCGGAGAAGGCCAUGCUGACCGUUCAAGGCUGAGUUCAGCAGCGUCUAUUUCAGAAUCCACCGAAGGAAACCAAAGCCACUUUGAAAUAGAGCGCGACCAGCAAAUCCAUCAGCUUGUCCGCAAGUUCACUGCACAAUCCGAGCAGAUUGGCUUUAGGUCAACCGCGGACGAUGCCCUCCAUCACCGGUUGGACCCGAACAGUGAACAGUUUCGCCCAAGAGAUUGGGCACGGGCGUUCUAUGAUUUGCGUUACAAUAGCGAGGAAGCCGUUCCUCGCGUCGCCGGGGUUGCCUUUAGAGGUCUCAAUGUGUGGGGCAAGGGGUCCCCAACAGACUUCCAAUCGACAGUAGGCAACAUGAUACUGAAGCUGCCUUCGCUUUUCGGCAAAGGCACAAGCAAGAUUGAAAUCUUGCGUGACCUUGAUGGACUAGUACUUCCUGGGGAACAGCUAUGCGUCCUCGGCCCACCCGGUUCUGGAUGCUCUACACUGCUCAAGACUAUUGCAGGAGAGACCCAUGGUUUCCAGGUCAGUCCUGAGUCGUACCUCAACUAUCAGGGCGUUCCGGCCAAGGACAUGAACACUGCAUUUCGAGGAGAAGCCAUCUACACAGCUGAGGUCGACGCCCAUUUUCCCCAGCUCAGUGUUGGUGACACGCUCUACUUUACUGCUCUUGCUCGCGCUCCACGUAAAAUCCCUGGUGGCCUCACUAGAAAACAGUAUGCUACGCAUCUACGCGAUGUUAUGAUGGCCAUGUACGGCAUAUCACAUACCAUCAAUACCCGGGUUGGCAAUGACUUUGUACGAGGUGUUAGCGGAGGCGAACGUAAGAGAGUGACCAUUGCUGAAGCCUCUCUUAGCUUUGCGCCUUUACAAUUGUGGGACAACUCUACCCGUGGCUUAGAUUCCGCAAAUGCUGUCGAAUUCUGCAAGACGCUCAGGACACAAUGCGACGUGUUUGGCGUCUCUACUUGCGUUGCCAUCUACCAAGCUCCACAAGCUGCUUACGAGCUUUUUGACAAGGUGACGGUGCUGUACGAAGGUCAACAGAUCUACUUUGGCCCAGCAGACGAAGCACGUGCAUAUUUCGAGCGGCUUGGUUUCGAAUGUCCUGCUUCACAGACCACUCCUGAUUUUCUCACUUCGAUGACUUCUGCGUCCGAGCGUCGUGUCCGACCUGGCUUUGAGAACGCCACUCCUCGCACUUCGGACGACUUUGCAAAGUGUUGGAAGGAGAGCCCAGAACGGAAACGCUUGUUGAGGGACAUUGAAGACUACAACAACAGCCACCCACUCAAAGGCGAACAGCUUCAACGUUUUGCACUAUCAAGAGCCCUGGAGAAAUCCUCCAACCAGCGUCAGAACUCGCCAUACACACUUUCUUACGUGAGCCAGGUCUUUCUCUGCAUGUGGCGAGACAUACAGAGAAUCAAGAAUGACCCCACCGUCCCUUUGGCCAUGUUGUUUAUCAAUUUUGUCGAGUCACUCGUUGUCUCCAGCAUCUUCUUCAAUCUACCUCAGACAACCGCAUCAUUCGUUAAGCGUGGAGGAGCCAUCUUCAUGGUCAUCCUGUUGAAUGCUUUUGGUAGUUUGUUAGAGAUCAUGAGUCUCUACGCAAAACGUCCCAUUGUUGAAAAGCACAACCGCUACGCGCUAUAUCACCCCAGCGCCGAGGCACUCGCUUCAAUGAUCGUGGACAUCCCGUACAAGAUCCUGAACUCCCUUUUUGUCACCACCACUCUCUACUUCAUGUCUAACCUGCGUCGAGAUGCCGGCUCGUUCUUUUUCUUUCUUCUUGUCUGCUUCACUACCUGUCUCUCCAUGAGCAUGUUCUUUCGGCUCAUCAGUUCGACGACCAAGACUCUUGCACAGGCUUUUGCGCCAGCUUCCGUCAUCCUCUUGUUGCUGAUUCUCUACACUGGGUUUCCAUUGCCUGUUCCAUACAUGCAAUCAUGGGCUGCUUGGCUGCGGCACAUCAACCCGGUAUCGUAUGGAUUUUCGAGCGUAAUGAGCAGUGAGUUCGCUGGGCGCACAUUCGCCUGCUCAUCAUUCGUACCUUCUGGACCAUCCUAUGACAACGUUGCCUCAGACCAGCGAGCAUGCGCUGUACAGGGCUCGCGACCCGGUGAAGAUUACGUAAGCGGUACUGCGUAUGUCGAGACUGCAUUUCAGUACCAAUACAGUGAACGGUGGCGAAACUAUGGCUUACUAGUGGUUAUCACUUUUGUCCUCUUCGUCGCCCACCUGAUUAUGAGCGAAGUAGUUGCUUCGGAGCGCUCCAAGGGCGAGGUACUGGUGUUCCGCCGUUCCAAGAUGAAGAAAAUGGCCAAGCGCCAGGGUACAGAUGAAGAGGCGGGUGGCGCAACUGCCCACGAGGGCGAGAAGAUUAGCCGCAACGCCAGUUCUGAGAUGGCAGUACAAAAGCAGGUGUCAAUCUUCCACUGGGAGAAAGUCACGUACGAAGUACAGAUCAAGGGAGAAACACGCAAGAUUCUCGAUGAAGUCGACGGAUUCAUCAAGCCUGGUACUCUCACCGCACUCAUGGGUGUAUCUGGCGCAGGCAAGACUACACUGCUCGAUGUUCUCGCCAGCCGAACCACCAUGGGCGUGAUAGGGGGUGACAUCUUUGUAGACGGCCGACAGCGAGAUGGGUCUUUCCAGCGACAGACGGGCUACUGCAUGCAACAAGACAUUCAUCUCGACACAUCGACUGUGCGAGAGGCACUAGAGUUCUCAGCUCUGCUGCGCCAGCCACUGGAGUAUGGACGCAAAGAGAGAUUGGCCUAUGUCGACCAUGUCAUUCGGCUCUUGGACAUGGAGGAGUAUGCAGAUGCAGUCGUUGGCGUCCCGGGAACAGGACUCAACGUGGAGCAACGUAAACGGCUGACCAUUGGCGUUGAACUUGCUGCUCGCCCAAAGCUGCUCCUUUUCCUCGACGAGCCUACAUCCGGACUCGACUCGCAAACUUCAUGGUCCAUUUGCAAUCUCAUGGAGAAACUGACUCGAGAUGGCCAAGCGAUCAUGUGCACUGUGCACCAGCCUUCAUCCCUUCUCUUCCAGCGAUUCGACCGUCUCCUCUUACUCGCCAAAGGCGGACGAACGGUGUACUUUGGCAACAUUGGACGCGGCUCCGAAACACUACUUGACUAUUUCCAUCGCAACGGCGCGCCGAAAUGUCCUUCUGGUACCAACCCGGCCGAGUAUAUGCUUGAAGCCAUUGGCGCCGCACCUGGGGCCAAGACGGAAAUCGACUGGCCUGCGGUCUGGAAGAGCAGCCCGGAGUACGAGCAGCUGCAGACUGAGCUGGCUAAAAUGCGAGAGCUGGUUCACCAGCCGUCAGCCGUCAUGGAUGCUAGUAACGGCUCGCACCGAGCCUUUGCAGCAUCCUUCAAAGACCAAUUACAGACUGUCGGACUCCGGUGCGCACAGCAGUACUGGAGGAUGCCGUCGUACAUCUACGCCAAAGCCAUUCUGACCAUUGGCUGCUCCUUCUUAAUCGGCUUCUCCUUCUUCGACAGCCAGAACACGAUGCAAGGCCUGCAGAACCAGAUGUACGGAGUCUUCAUCUUCCUUUUUGUCGUCAUCCAGCUCAUCUACCAGAUCCUGCCGAUAUGGAUGCUGCAGCGCACACUGUACGAAGCGCGAGAACGGCAAUCCAAGACCUAUGCCUGGCAAGCCUUUGUGCUCUCCAACAUCCUCGUCGAACUCGCCUGGAACGCCUUCAUGGCCAUGAUUUGCUUCCUAGUCUGGUACUACCCAGCGGGGCUAUACCGCAACGCGGAGCCCACAGACAGCAUCAACAUCCGCGGUUUCCACACGCUGCUCAUCAUCGUCGCGUGUUUCCUGUUCGCCAGUUCUCUCGCGCACCUGCUCAUUGCAGGCUCGCCCAGCGAGGAAAUCGCCGGCGCCUUCACCACGCUGCUGACCAUCAUGAUGUACGCCUUCUGCGGUAUCCUCGCGCCCCGCAACCAACUCCCGCGCUUCUGGAUGUUCAUGUACCGCGUCAACCCCUUUACCUAUCUCGUCUCCAGCUUCCUGGCCACCACGCUCGGCGAGGCCCCCGCCUACUGCGCCGCAACCGAGUUCCAGCAUUUCGCCCCGCCGCAGGGCCAGACGUGCGGCGAGUACAUGGCUUCGUACAUAAGCAUGGCGGGUGGCUAUCUGCGCGACCCAAAUGCAACGCAAUCAUGCGGCUUCUGCCAGAUCACCAGUACAGACCAGUUUUUGCGCAGAGUCCACGUCGAUUGGAAUACGCGGUGGAGGGAUUUCGGGCUGCUGUGGGUUUACAUUGUGUUUAAUGUUGGCGGCGCUAUCUUCUUGUACUGGGUGUUUCGGGUGCCAAAGGGCAAGAAGCGGCAGUGA